This is a messenger RNA of Epinephelus moara (kelp grouper), 2842 nucleotides long. RefSeq names its product transgelin 3b (gene tagln3b). The coding region runs from base 1371 to 1970 and encodes 199 amino acids. The transcript is spliced from 5 exons. NCBI's taxonomy places the organism in Eukaryota, Metazoa, Chordata, Actinopteri, Perciformes, Serranidae. The record is from RefSeq and is a predicted model, not a curated record. Gene Ontology annotation, molecular function: protein binding.
CUUAAGCUAAGUAGUCAAUCACCAUGAUUGCUAAACAGAUAAAAAUUGUAUUUCUAUUUCUAGAUUUUUCUAGCAUUAUUUAAGAUGAGGCAAACAAACAGCAAAACAAUGAACAAAAACACAAUUUGCCAGGUACAUUCAUAUAUCUACAUGAAAUCUUGGUUCUAUAUAGUCAGUUGAAAUCAUCAAGGGUUGUAGGCUGCAGCCAUUUGAGGUUUAUUUUUGCUAGCAGGACAUUCUGUUACAUGACUCCUCAUACCUGCUGGCCUUUAGCCAUAGAGAGGCCUGCUGAAUGGAGCCACUGGACUGUUGAUUAUUAACAUGUAAUUGGCCACGAGCCGCACUAUGCUCAAUGGGGUGAAACUAACCCCUUAACUCUCUCAGGUCCACUUAACUGCAGCGGUGACCUUUAACUCAUCGUUGAGCUAUGUAGUCAGUCAUUUUUUGUGUCAAAACUAAAGUCAAACAUCAAUUUAUGGGAGCAUACAGUAGGACAGUGGUAAUGCAAGCGGAGGAGAUGGUGGAAAAGGGCGAUGCGUUUGGCUGUUUGCUUUACUGUGAGCUCCUUGUGCUGCAGUUCCUACAUAAAGCAAAUGUUUUGCACCACAGAUUGCAAGAAAAAGUAGUUGUUUUGUUGUCUAGCUGAGUAAAAUAAGGCAGCACGCUCUACAUAUUGAGCCACAGCACUCUGCAGACAUUUAUCUACCAUAAAAAAAAAAAAAACUUAAUUCAGUAAGUGAAAGGAAAUGGCUCUCAUCACUGGAACUAAGAGACAUACUGGAACAAACAACAAGCAUUAGUGUUUGCUUUGUGUAGAAGCCAAACACAUAAUAACAAGUCAGGAGGGAGACCAACCGGUUAAAGCUGCUAUUCUAAUAAGAAGCAAACAUCCACUCUGCUCGGGUGCCUUUGAGCAAGUCACUCAGUGUAGCAGUUAUGAUGAGGUAAAAGGGGGUGGAUGUAUGUCCAGUAUUGACUUCAAGCUGCAGGCAAGAGUUUAAAAAGAGCAUUAAUUUGGCACCAUCAUGUGCCUGGGGUGGUGUGCAGAGGGUCACUUCAUGCUACAGCUGAGCAUGCACUACAGUGACCACUAUCCGGAAGUGGUGUCACGUCGCAUUCUGUUGUUGAGACUCUCUAGGGACCCCUCCUUGGGAGCUGGUAUAUAAAACGACUGACCCGCCCCUCCCGGACAAAUGAGAUCCAGCCCGGCCCGACGCGCCUGUGCUGCGCUUCAUGGAUGCUUCAGCAGCUCAGCAUCCUCAGCCCUGCCCAGCUUUGCGGAAUUAACACUGUGACACGGACAAAUCUGACCGCUCUCUCCUCUUCAGACUACCACACACCACAUUAACCAGAGUGCUGUGAGAGCUACCAUGGCGAACAGAGGGCCCAGCUAUGGACUGAGCCGAGAGGUGCAGGAGAAGAUCGAGCAGAAGUACGACCCAGACCUGGAGCAGCGGCUGGUGGACUGGAUACUUGCACAGUGUGGAGGGAACCUGGAGAAGCCGCAGGCGGGCAGAGAGAACUUCCAGAAAUGGCUGAUGGAUGGAACAGUCCUCUGCAGGCUUAUCAACAGCCUGUAUCCGAGGGGAAAGGAGCCUAUCAAGAAGAUCCCAGAGACGCAGAUGGCCUUCAAACAAAUGGAGAAGAUCUCUCAGUUCCUGCAGGCAGCUGAAGCUUAUGGAGUCACAACCACUGACAUAUUUCAAACUGUGGACCUGUGGGAAGGAAAGGACAUGGCAGCAGUGCAAAGAACUCUUAUGGCUCUGGGGAGUGUGGCUGUCACCAAGGACGAUGGUCAUUACAGAGGUGACCGAGACUGGUUCCACAGGAAAGCCCAGGGGUAUCGGCGAGAGUUCAGCCAGGAGCAGCUCCGCCAAGGCCAGAGUUUGAUCGGCCUGCAGAUGGGCAGCAACCGCGGGGCUUCCCAAUCUGGUAUGACGGGCUACGGUAUGCACCGUCAGAUCAUGUAGGGCACUUACUAGCUAACCUGCUUCCCUGCUUCCAGACCUUAUUUUCUACUACUACUACCACGGAAAGUUGUAGCCCCAAAACCUUCAUAUCCUUUGUAGCACCUGCCAUGUUAACCUCAAUUUUCCUGGAAUUGCUGCUUCCCCGAACAGAGUGUUCUGUCUUUAAAAGAUGAUGUCAAAUGCUGUAGAUCUCUUCCUCCAAGCUCUCCACCUGUCCCUCUCUUCCCCUUUGUCAUGUGCUGUUCUUCCUGUAGCAUUGUUUAUUUUCCAUGUCUAAAAGAUUACUUAAUGUGGAACUCAACGUCAUGUCAUUCAACGUCAGUUUUCAUCAUCAGUGUUAUACACAUUUUAAAUCUGAAACACUGUAAGCCACUGUUACAGCAUGCUGUAUAUAUUUAUUUGUAUUUAUGUAAACAUUUAUUUACAUUUCUCAUUGGUCAUUGUUUUAGGAUGAUCUGUUAAUUAUUUUGCCUUAAACCUAAUGGAACUCAGUGGCGAUGUCUCUGCUAUCUCGUCUGAAGACAUGUUGCAGUAUCCUCUGUAACCAAAUCAACCUCACGUUGUGCCUGGUUAUGGGACUACAGAGACCGGGUCCUGAUAUGUUGGCCCCAAAUUCUUAAUGAGUUUCAUUCAUUCUGAGCCAUGCCCUUGUUAUUUGUUUGUUAGAUUAUGUCUUUGCCCACAAUGUGGCCAUUUUGUGUCCAUGCAAGUAUAUGUGCAGCAGCCAACAUGUAUGACAGUGACGUUUCCAUUUCUGGUGCCACGUAAAGACUUUGCUUGAAUGUGCACUUUUAUGUAUUGUCAUGUUUAUAUUUUUAAAUAUAUUUAUAUCUGGGGGCUUGUGAGAAGAAGUAUUGAAAAAAUAAAGUAUG